AUGAUUCCCUUUAGACAACUCUUUCUCAUAGCACCCUCCCUUCUUCUCAGUGUCGUUGCGGCCACCCCUGGUGCCCAUGAUGACCUGAGCAUCCGCAAUGAUGCCGACAGCACCAGCUAUAUCUUAGAAACCCGCGACUUCGACUUCGACUUCCCACUUGAGCCCCGUGACGAGGAUGAUGUGUUCAUCCGCUCCGUCGGGGGGCUAAGCGAACCGCAUAUGGGGGGCCGCGGGCUCGGGAGCAUGCUCAAGAAGGCUGCUUCCGUCGCCAAGAAGGUUGCCGGCCCGGCAAAGAAGGCCGCCGGUGCUGUGAAGAAGGCCGCUGCCCCUGCAAAGAAGGCUGCUGCUUCCGUGAAGAAGGCCGCCGCGAAGCCGAAGGCUGCCUUGAAGAAGGCUGCUACGAAGGCAAAGAAGGCCACCCCAAAGAAGGCUGCCUCCAAACCAAAGAAGGCUGCCUCCACCCCAAAGAAGGCUGCCUCCAAACCAAAGAAGGCCGCCUCCAAGCCAAAGAAGGCUGCCUCCAAGCCAAAGAAAGCUGCUGCUAAGAAGGCGACAUCCAAGGCAAAGCCCGGUGCUAAGAAGGCCGCCCCCAAGAAAGCUGGAGCCAAGGGGAAAGCCCCCGCCAAGAGCAAGGCUGGAGCCAAGAAAUCUGCCUCCAAGGGAUCCAAGGGCAAAGCUGCUUCAAAGAAGCCCGGCCCUAAGAAGGCGGCUCCCAAGAAAGCUGGAGCCAAGAGCAAGUCUGGAGCUAAGAAGUCUGGCUCUAAGGGCAAAGCUCCUUCAAAGAAGGCUGGUCCUAAGAAGGCGACUCCCAAGAAAGCCGGAGCUAAGGGGAAGUCGCCCGCCAAGAGCAAGUCUGGAGCCAAGAAGCCUGGUUCUAAGGGAUCUAAGGGCAAGGCUCCUUCAAAGAAGGCCGGUGCUAAGAAGGCGGCCCCCAAGAAAUCUGGAGCCAAGAGCAAGUCUGCAGCCAAGAAGUCUGGCUCCAAGGGAUCCAAAGCUGCUUCAAAGAAGCCCGGUGCUAAGAAGGCGACUCCCAAGAAAGCCGGAGCCAAGGGGAAGUCGCCCGCCAAGAGCAAAUCUGGAGCCAAGAAGCCUGGUUCUAAGGGGUCCAAGGGCAAAGCUCCUUUAAAGAAGGCCGGUGCUAAGAAGGCUGGCCCCAAGAAAGCUGGAGCUAAGGGGAAAUCCGCCUCCAAGAGCAAGUCUGGAGCCAAGAAGCCUGGUUCUAAGGGGUCCAAGGGCAAAGCCCCUUCAAAGAAGGCCGGUGCUAAGAAGGCUGGCCCCAAGAAGGCUGGGGCUAAGGGAGCCAAGGGCAAAGCUUCUGGCAAGGGCAAGUCUGCUUCUAAGAAAUCCGGUCCGAAGAAGGCUGGAGCUAAGAAGGCUGGAGCUAAAGGAACCAAGGGAAAGCCUUCCGGGAAGGGAAAAGCUACUUCCAAGAAAGCUGGACCCAAGAAAUCUGGUUCUAAGGGAACCAAAGGCAAAGCUCCUUCUAAGAAGGCUGGCCCCAAGAAGGCUGGAUCUAAGAGCAAGGCUGCUUCUAAGGGGAAACUUGGUGCUAAGAAACCUGCUGCAAAGAAAUCUGGUGCCAAGGGAGCUAAGGGAAAGGCCGCUUCUAAGAAAGCUGGACCUAAGAAAUCUGGAGCCAAGAAAGCAGGUUCUAAGGGAUCCAAGGGAAAGACCCCCGGCAAGGGCAAGGCUGCGUCCAAGAAAGCCGGCCCCAAGAAAUCUGGCUCCAAGGGAGCCAAGGGAAAGGCUCCUUCUAGAGGCAAGGCCGCUUCCAAGAAAGCCGGUGCUAAGAAAGCUGGUCACAAGGGAGCCAAGGGAAAGGCUCCUUCUAAGAAGGCUGGCCCCAAGAAGGCUGGAGCUAAGAGCAAGGCCGCUUCCAAGGGAAAACCUGGCUCCAAGAAAGCCAGCUCUAAGGGAGCUAAGGGUAAAGGUGUCUCCAAGAAGACUGGCCCUAAGAAAGCCGGAGCCAAGGGGGCCAGUCGGAAGGGUGCUUCUAAGAAACCUGGGAAUUCCAAGAAAGCUGGAAACAAGGCUGGCAAAGGAGUAAAGAGCAGCAACCGCAAGAAGGCUGGAAACAAGAGCACCGGCAGCGAGAAAGCCGGAAACAAGAACGCCAACCGGAAUAAGGGACAAACUGCCAAAAACGCCAAACCCGCAAAGAACAAGGGUGGCAAUGACAAGAAGAACAGCAAGGGUUCCAAGAACGCCGCUCCCAGCUGCUCGAUCAGACGGCGUCAGGUUAUGGGCGAGGACUUGCCUCCACAGACUGCAGACAACCACAAGCAGAAUGGAGAAUACAACCUGAAAGAGGAUGAGAAUGUGCUCGCGAAAACCAAAGGCGCACAACAGAUCCAAAAGGGCGACAAGGUCAACAUGCCUGAUAUGAGCGGGUGCACUGGCGCUUAUGCCUGGGAUAAGGAUAAUAACCUCGUUGGCGCCCACCAUAUCUUUUCUGGCCAAGAGAACGCUCAGGGUGAAAACUUUGGCAAAAGACUUGGUCGUCAGGGAAAGACCGUCCACAAGGUGGAUAUCGCGGCUGAGAACGACACAAAGUACAAUCAAGCCAAAACGGCAAUCAAUGAUGCAUAUGAGAAGACUAAGUGGAAGGAUGAACCUUCUCUACAGUUUUCUAACCGCAUAGACUACCCGUCUGUUACAACAGGAGAGAAACCUGAAGAUAACAAGGCAACUCCACAGGAAGGCAAGCUUUCAAGGCAUAAGCUCACAGCUGAGUCCGGGACUGGACAAGUUGGUGUAAACCACUACUGGCAGGAACCUUCAUGCUGA
Messenger RNA from Clonostachys solani, 2787 nucleotides. The record is from the annotation of a GenBank genome assembly. NCBI's taxonomy places the organism in Eukaryota, Fungi, Ascomycota, Sordariomycetes, Hypocreales, Bionectriaceae.